Brassica napus (rape) is the source of this 839-nucleotide messenger RNA. RefSeq names its product pentatricopeptide repeat-containing protein At1g02370, mitochondrial. The record is from RefSeq and is a predicted model, not a curated record. The coding region runs from base 42 to 659 and encodes 205 amino acids. The transcript has 2 exons. Lineage: Eukaryota; Viridiplantae; Streptophyta; Magnoliopsida; Brassicales; Brassicaceae.
AGGGUUUAGGGUUUGCAACAAGAAGAAAUAAUAUCUGCCGCAUGGCUUCUCUUCAGCUCUGGAAGAAAAUCGCUGCCCCGCUAACUUCGAACGGUCGUAAGUGGAAGAUGGCUUGCACAACGGUGGCUGCGCCGUUUUCAUCUGGCGCUGAGAGCUCUGGUCCGAUCAAGGUUGAGAAGGAGAGCUCUGGUCCGAAAAAGCCAGAGAAAGUGAAAGUGGAGAAGAGGAAGGUGUUUCAGAAGCUGAAGUCUCUUAGGGUUGAGACCAUAGAUCUCAUCAUAAGGGAAGAAGAGAAUAAGGGCGUUUUUGUAGAUCAGGAGGAUCUUUUCAGGUGGGCCAAACUUCUCAAGAACCACAAGCCUGAAAACUCCCUUGAGAUCUUUAGGUGGAUGGAUAAAAAGAAGAUGGUGUUUUCUCCCUCCCAACUUGAGCUUUUUGUGGAUCUUCUGGGCGAGCUUAAAGGAGCAGAAGCGGCUUUAGCCUACUUUGACAAAGUAGAGCCAAAUUUCGAUGAGAUGGACGCUGAAGCCAAAAACCGCCCUGCUUACUUGAAGCUCUUGUAUUGGUUCCGGGUUAAAGAAGAGAGUCAGACUUCGGGGGCAAGAACACAUGUUCUCAAGUUCCCUAAGUGUGAUGAUAAUUGGAAUGUUCUCAAGUGAAUUUAGUUCUUUCAAGCUGUUUGGUGUGUGUUUUAAAACUUUUAAUGAAUGAAGCACGACUCUCACAUGCCUUCUUGUAGUCACUCAUCUAUGUAAUAAUCUUUUGCUCUGGAAAACUAACUCUUUAAGUUAAUUGUAUCUCUUCUGUUUAGUCCUUAUAAAUAUUAAAUUUUCAUGUUA